AUGACACGAGAACAGUACAUACUAGCAACACAACAAAAUAACCUGCCAAGGGCUGAGAAUGCACAACUUUACCCAGUGGGAAUUUAUGGAUGGCGAAAGAGGUGCUUAUACUUCUUUGUCCUUCUGCUGUUGGUUACCAUGAUAGUUAACUUAGCCAUGACAAUUUGGAUAUUGAAAGUGAUGAACUUCACCGUGGAUGGUAUGGGAAAUCUGAGAGUCACCAAGAAGGGAAUCCGACUUGAAGGUAUAUCUGAGUUUCUACUUCCAUUGUAUGUGAAAGAAAUUCAUUCCCGAAAGGAUAGUCCACUGGUCUUACAGUCUGACAGGAAUGUAACAGUGAAUGCAAGAAAUCACAUGGGGCAGUUAACUGGACAGCUGACAGUAGGAGCUGAUGCUGUGGAAGCUCAGUGUAAAAGAUUUGAAGUGAGAGCAAGUGAAGAUGGCAGGGUGCUGUUUUCUGCAGAUGAAGAUGGGAUUACCAUUGGGGCUGAAAAGCUGAAAGUUACAGGCACUGAAGGAGCAGUGUUCGGGCACUCUGUUGAAACACCUCACAUCAGAGCAGAACCUUCCCAAGACCUCAGGCUUGAAUCACCAACCAGGUCCUUGAUAAUGGAAGCUCCCCGGGGGGUCCAGGUGAGUGCCGCAGCUGGAGACUUCAAGGCUGCCUGCAGGAAGGAGCUCCACUUGCAGUCCACAGAGGGGGAGAUAUUUUUGAAUGCGGCUACAAUCCGGCUGGGAAACCUGCCGACCGGCUCUCCUUCCUCUUCUUCACCCAGCCCCUCCCACUCUCGGCAGACAGUGCAUGAACUGUGUGUCUGCCCCAACGGCAAACUGUACCUGUCUCCAGCUGGGGCCGGGUCUACUUGUCAGUCCAGUAGCAACAUCUGCUUGUGGAGCUGA
This is a messenger RNA of Lagenorhynchus albirostris (white-beaked dolphin), 900 nucleotides long. It is a transcript of the gene SGCZ, whose product is annotated as sarcoglycan zeta. Gene Ontology annotation, biological process: heart contraction; cardiac muscle tissue development. The record is from RefSeq and is a predicted model, not a curated record. Gene Ontology annotation, cellular component: sarcolemma; sarcoglycan complex. Bases 1 to 900 code for a protein of 299 amino acids. Lineage: Eukaryota; Metazoa; Chordata; Mammalia; Artiodactyla; Delphinidae. The transcript is spliced from 7 exons.